AUGCAUCAAGCAAAGUUAAUUGUAUCGGCAUCUCUCCAGGAACCAGAAACUGCUGAAGCUUUUGAAAAGACGUUUGGCACUCACUUGCCCGAAAAUGAUUUACCCGAAGCUACCCGUAUUAAUAAACAAUCUCAUGAUCUGGUUAACGCUGAACAUGAUUUACAAAUUGCCAAAGCAAUUGAAAAGACUCAUAAUCCUAUAUCGAUUUCUGAAGAAGUUGACGCUCACUUGCCUGAGAUUGCCUCUGAGCUCCUCCGUUAUUAUGAACUUUGGAACUGUCACUAUACCAAAUGGCCAGGCCUCAACGAAUUUUCUAAUCAUCUACGUGAUGUUAACAAAGGUCGUGUUCAUAAUUCGUUUAAGAUGGAAAUAAAGGUUUUGCGAAAGCUGUUUGCAGACGAACAUCCAGCACAAAUGCGCCUUUCACAGUUGGAGGGUCAAUUAAAGGCGAAACAGAUGCCACGAAAAAUAAAAAAGACCUAUAGAAGAAAAAUAUCGAAAUCAACAAAAAUGCUUACCAAGAAAGAAGUUGUAAAAGAAGAAAUAGAAAUCGCAAAGAAUUCUGUGAUUGCAAAGGGAUACCAUCGGAUAAAUAAACAUUAUGAAGAUUACCAUGAGGCGAGCACUCAACUCGUUAAACGAAAUUUGUCUGAUGAUGGAAAUGAGGUGUUUCUGGCUACAAAAAGAGCGAGAACCACGAAAUAA
This is a messenger RNA of Ambispora leptoticha, 705 nucleotides long. Lineage: Eukaryota; Fungi; Glomeromycota; Glomeromycetes; Archaeosporales; Ambisporaceae. The record is from the annotation of a GenBank genome assembly.